Messenger RNA from Cottoperca gobio, 936 nucleotides. RefSeq names its product adenosylhomocysteinase-like. Gene Ontology annotation, cellular component: cytosol. NCBI's taxonomy places the organism in Eukaryota, Metazoa, Chordata, Actinopteri, Perciformes, Bovichtidae. Gene Ontology annotation, biological process: L-methionine cycle. The record is from RefSeq and is a predicted model, not a curated record. Gene Ontology annotation, molecular function: adenosylhomocysteinase activity.
AUGAAAGAUCACGCCGCUGCCGCCAUCGUCAAGUCUGGCGUUCCAGAUUUAUUGUUCACGUCUCAUUAUCUGUAUGUUUUCCGUAAUUACCCGACCUUGUGUGUUUUAGGUAUCCGUGGCGUGUCAGAGGAGACGACUACAGGCGUCCACAACUUGUACAAGAUGAUGAAAAAGGGCGAGCUGAAGAUGCCCGCCAUCAACGUCAGCGACUCUGUCACAAAAAGUAAGUUUGACAACCUGUACGGCUGCAGGGAGAGUCUGAUCGACGGCAUCAAGAGAGCCACUGAUGUGAUGAUUGUCGGUAAAGUUGCCGUGGUGACGGGCUACGGCGACGUGGGGAAAGGCGGCGUCCAGGCUCUGCGUGGGUUCGGAGCUCGCGUCAUCGUCACCGAGAUCGACCCCAUCAACGCGCUGCAGGCCGCCAUGGAAGGGUACGAGGUCACUACCAUGGAAGAGGCGUCUAAGGAAGGAAACAUCUUCGUCACCACCACCGGCUGUGAGGACAUCAUCGUGGGACAUCACUUUGAGAACAUGAAGGACGACGCCAUCGUGUGUAACAUCGGACACUUUGACUGUGAGAUCGACAUGAGCUGGCUCAUCAAACACGCUGCGGAGAAGAUCAACAUCAAGCCGCAGGUCGAUCGCUAUCGUAUGAAGAGCGGCCGUCACAUCAUCAUCCUGGCCGAGGGCAGACUGGUCAACCUGGGCUGUGCCAUGGGACACCCCUCCUUCGUCAUGAGCAACUCCUUCACCAAUCAGGUUCUGGCUCAGAUCGAGUUGUGGAAGAACACGGACAAAUAUCCCCUCGGAGUCCACUUCCUGCCCAAGAAGGUGAGUCUCCACACGAUGGUCAGGGCUUCUAAUGCAGCGAUCACCUGGACCAAUGGGGCCAUUUAUAUAUGUAUACUUCAGUGUUGUGGUUUGUUUCAUGUGUAG